AUGAAGAAAUUCCUUCUCGAGUUAGAUCCAGACGCCGAUGCGCUGCUCAUCUUGCAGAGUCCCAAUUUGCAACAAGUCCAUGCAGCAAAGGAAGUAGAUUUGCGGGUUACGACAGACAAAGCCGAACCGAAAACGACUACCUCGGCCCCAGCCAAAGGGAAAAAGAAGAGCAAAACAUUAACAGACCUCAAAAAGAUCAAGUCUUUACAACCAUAUCGGGAGGAUGGCAGUCCUAAUGAGGUUGAAUUUCGGGUAUCUACCAAGCAUCUUUGCAUCGCGUCACCAGUCUUCCGCAAGAUGAUACAAGGCAACUUCCAGGAAUCGCAACCCAACGAAAACGGGCUAUUUGAAAUCAGAACCUCGGAUUGGAAUACCCAAGCUCUUCUGGUCUUACUUGAUAUUAUACAUGGCCACCAUCGCCAAGUGCCUAGAGACCUAGAUCUCGACACUAUAGUACAAAUUGGGUUCCUUGUUGAUUACUAUGACUGCCUGGAAGUUGUUGAAAUCUUCUUUGAACGGUGGCAAGCGCAUAUCAGCGAUUGGCGGAAAUAUUCUUGGAUCCUCUUUGGCAAAAUCUCAGUGGAUCCGUUUGGUGAAUCUCAGUUAUUAAUGUUGUUUGUUGCCUUUACAUUUCGAGACGAAGUGGUUUUCAAGAACCUUACAGUUUCCGCAAUACUCACAACAUCCGGCCAUAUUGAGACACAUCUACCAAUACCAAGCCAGAUCCUCGGUAUGUACUCUAGCUUAAUAUAUCAUAUAGACAAAGUGGCUAAUCCUGAGUAG
Fusarium subglutinans is the source of this 783-nucleotide messenger RNA. RefSeq lists its product as uncharacterized. NCBI's taxonomy places the organism in Eukaryota, Fungi, Ascomycota, Sordariomycetes, Hypocreales, Nectriaceae. Bases 1 to 783 code for a protein of 260 amino acids. Gene Ontology annotation, molecular function: protein binding. The transcript has a single exon. The record is from RefSeq and is a predicted model, not a curated record.